Messenger RNA from Cuscuta europaea, 2420 nucleotides. The record is from the annotation of a GenBank genome assembly. Lineage: Eukaryota; Viridiplantae; Streptophyta; Magnoliopsida; Solanales; Convolvulaceae.
AUAAAUUCUAUUUCACCGUCUUCCCGCAAAAACUGACCUUCCCUUCUCUCUUCUUUCUGUCUUUCAUUUUUCCCCAACUCUGAUGAAGGUCAGAAAGGUCUGUAUGGAUCGCGGAAUGUGACUGCCGACAAUUCUCGCAUCUUCGUCAGAGAUCACCGGAGGUUAUCCGGAUUCGAAGAAUUUUAUGAGUUUCCGUCAGUUUGGGAUCAAAGAAUAAAAUUGGCUUUUUAAUUUUUUUGAUUGUCGAAGAAUCAUAUCAGUCUCCGAUGGGAGUGAGCUACAUGUCAGUUUCAACCGCCUGUACUGCUCUAAGCUUUAUUGGGCUUCAGUGUUGGAUAGGAUGGUCACUUGAUAAAUUAAGUUCUGAUGGACCCAUUCUUUCAAGUAUUCUCAACUCACGUGAUGCAAGUCCAGCACUUGAGGCAGUUCUGGAUUCGUACACCACUAUUGCACUGGCGGCCAAUUUUGUCAUUAACACAUUUGUUUUACUGAUUUUGUGUCUCAAGACUAUAUUCUUCGGAGAAUUGCACUCGUCUGAAAGUAGGAAAUUGGCUGAACGCCUCAUCAACUAUAUCAUCUACAAGGGACCUUUCAUCCCCCUGGUCAUUCCAUCUACAGUUUUUCAAGCAGGACUAUGGUCAACAUGGCUGGUUGUCCUAUGUUCUUUAAAGAUGUUUCAAGCAUUAGCCAGGGAUCGCCUUGAACGCUUGAAUGCUUCUCCCAGUGCUACACCUUGGACCUAUUUUCGUGUUUAUUCUAUGCUUCUCCUGGUUUUUUCCUUGGACAUGCUCUGGAUAAAGCUGUGCCUGACCAUAUACAGCACAAUAAGUUCACCAAUAUAUUUAUUGCUGUUCUUUGAGCCUCUUAGCAUUGCCUUUGAGACGCUUCAGGCUAUUCUGGUUCAUAGUUUUCAGUUGCUUGAUAUAUGGAUUCACCACUCUUCAGGAAGUAUUGCAAAUAGUCAAACAACCAAGCUAUUUGAUGUUUCUGCUGCAGGUUCAUUUUUGGAAUGGAAAUGCAUUCUUAUUCGGAACUUGGGUUUUUUCCUGGACAUGAUGACAUUGUUGAUGGCCCUUGCGCACUAUGUGCAUAUUUGGUGGCUUCAUGGCAUGUCGUUUCAUCUUAUGGAUGCAAUCCUUUUCCUUAACAUCCGUGCCUUAUUGAGUGCAAUUGUGAAACGCAUAAAAGGAUUUGUUAAAUUGAGAGUAGCAUUGGGUACCCUUCAUGGUGCACUUCCUGACGCAACAUGUGAAGAGCUGCAAGCAUAUGACGAUGAAUGUGCUAUUUGCCGGGAACCAAUGGCCAAGGCUAAGAAGCUCUCUUGCAAUCAUCUCUUCCAUCUUUCCUGCUUGCGAUCUUGGCUGGAUCAAGGUCUAAAUGAGAAUUAUUCGUGCCCUACUUGCCGGAAGCCACUUUUUGUUGGCAGAGCCGAAAAUGAAGUGAAUAGCCAAGCUGCCCAAGUUUCUGGAGAUGAACAGCUUGCACGUCAAAUGAGUCUGGUACUUGACCGGUCAAAUCUUCCUGGUCAUCCCCAUCCUACUGAAGUAUUCCACAAUCACCAACAGAACCCUUUGGAAAACCGUGAAUGGAGAGGGGCUGGUGUGGAUUCAAGUUGGUUGAGUUUGGACGGGGCGAGCUCCUCGACAAGCGUAAGAUCGGGGGGAUUUGGUAGAGUGCAAAUGAUGAUGCGACAUCUUGCAGCCGUGGGAGAGACAUAUGCCCAGACUGCCCUUGAAGAUGCUGCGUGGAGUCUUUUAUCUAUGCAUCAUUCCUCCCAGGCCAGUACAUCCACUUCACCCACCCCACCCGUGAAUCAUGAUAGUGAUAGUGGUUUGCGCUUGAGAACCCCACAUGGGGGCGUAAAUGACAACAAUUUAGCACACUUGAUGGCAAUGGCUGAAACUGUUAGGGAAGUUUUGCCUCAUAUCCCGGAUGAAAUCAUAUUCCAGGAUUUGCAGAGGACAAACUCACCGACUCUUACUGUGAAUAAUCUCCUACUAAUGUGAUCUGAAUCGGUGAUGCUCUUCCUUGAUGACAUAUUUAUUACAUAUACAUGGAUGAGUAAGGUGGGAUGCAGCUGAGCUGCAUGCCAGGUUCCACACCAUCUGUUGUAAUUUGUUGUAUCUUGAGAUAGAUAUAUAUAAUACAUAAGCUUCAUUUUUGUAUAUAGAUGGAAGCAGUUCUUCAUUUGUUAACCAAACUUCCAGUUAACAUUAUUGGAGAAAUAAUUCCUUAUAGUAAACAACAAACAAAUACAAGCACGAUCAUCUCUGCGCACAAGCCUGCUUCAUUUUCGUUUUCUGUUUGUUUUUAUAACAGAUAAGAUAAUUUGAUCUUAAUAGUUAUACCUUUUUCCUGCUUAUGACCUCUUAUUAUUAAGAGGCAAACCUUCCACACUUUAUUGAAAAUUAUUCGAUCUU